Brassicogethes aeneus is the source of this 1411-nucleotide messenger RNA. The record is from the annotation of a GenBank genome assembly. NCBI's taxonomy places the organism in Eukaryota, Metazoa, Arthropoda, Insecta, Coleoptera, Nitidulidae.
GACUUUAGUUAUUUAGAGCUGUCAAACUGAGAUGGAUGUUCGAAAGUCGUUCGCAUUUUUGAGUAGUUUAAACGUAGAUAAUUUCCGUUGUUUGUUGUCCAUGAAUCAAAAGUAUAAAAAGCUCAAACUUCUUGUUUGAUAUAGAGCAGAAAACCGUAUUAAUCGCGAAAGAUAAAAUAAUUAGGUAUAAGUAGAAAUUGACAGAGCGCGAGUGACCUCUAGCGGGUUUAGUAGCCGUUACGGUUAUUAGCACACACGUGCUUAAUUUUGAUUUUCUUAGAUUUUAAUAGUAGUAUUGCUAAAAUAUGGAGUCCUGGGACGAUGAGGAUUUUGUGCCCCCUGUUGUUGCUCCCACAGUGGUGGAUGUGAACAAAUGGGAAGGAGAGGACGAAGACGACGAAGUAAAGGACAACUGGGAAGAUGAAGACGAAGACAAUGAAAAAUCGGAAGAAACAAGAGCGGAAGAAGCAAAGAAGAAGAAGAAACCACUUGCUGAAAGAAUAGCAGAAAAAGAACGAAAAAAACGCGAAGAAAUGGAACGUCGUUUAAGGGAAAUGGAAGAAGAAGACGUAUCUCCAGAGGAAAAACUGAAAAGGCAGAAAGAGUCGGAUUUAAAAUUGGCUCUGGAAACAACUUUUGGCGGUAGUCCCGAGAAUGGUAUCGGUGGUUUAUUGCUGCCGAGUACCAAAGAAGAAUUUGAAGAUUUCACCGAAACGCUUUCUAAAAAAUUGCUGCCCCUCUCAAAGAGUAUAGAAUACCCUGCUUUUACUGAGGGACUGCUUAGGAAUUUAUGUGCCACUAUGACAUCUUUAGAUAUAAAAAAAAUUAAGACUACAUUAGAUAAUUUAUAUUUGGAAAAGCAAAAAAUGGAAAAGGGAGACAAGCCCAAAAAGAGUAAAGGAAAAGGAAAAGCUAGGCUUAAGCUUGAGGGUGAUAAUGAAAUAACUCAGGUUGCCAGCUAUGGAAACGACUAUGUCGACGAUUACGAUGAUUUCAUGUAGCGAACCAACUAAAAAAACUAGAUAGGUUUUUAAUUACAAUUUAUAUCCUAAUAAAUAUUGUUAAAUGCUGUAUAUUUUAAAAACGUACCAUAAGGUGGUAUAAUGUAUUUAAUAAAUACAUCUGCAAUAUUAUAUUGUUUGGCUUCUAUGUAUAAUGUUAUGUAUGUUAAUUUUUUCUACUCUGUUUUAUUUUUUUUCUUAUCUUUUACCUUAUAACUUGGUUGGGAUUACCUAUUUUUAUUUAAUAAGUAUUUAUUAAAAUUGUACAGCGGUUUUAGUGGUAAAUAUAUCACGGAUUUUUUUGUAUUAUCACUAUUGUUGUGUACUGUCCACCCUGUAUUUAAUUUGAAAUUUGAAAUUGAUUGUAUCAUAUUGUUAUAUUAUUAACACAAUUUAAUAUAUAUCAUUAA